Messenger RNA from Ceratosolen solmsi marchali, 1182 nucleotides. RefSeq names its product beta-1-syntrophin-like. Gene Ontology annotation, cellular component: intracellular anatomical structure; dystrophin-associated glycoprotein complex. NCBI's taxonomy places the organism in Eukaryota, Metazoa, Arthropoda, Insecta, Hymenoptera, Agaonidae. Gene Ontology annotation, molecular function: structural molecule activity; protein binding. The transcript has 2 exons. Bases 502 to 1176 code for a protein of 224 amino acids. The record is from RefSeq and is a predicted model, not a curated record.
GGCGCGUGUUAUGCUUUGUGCGCGACCUGUCAUCGUCGUCGCCGUCGUCGCCGUCGUCGUCGUCGUCGUCGUCGUCGUCGUCGUCGUCGUCGUCUUCUCUCACUCUUUGCCGAGAGACAAACCCAUCGACAACGUGUACGAAUCGUAUACGAGCGAGUGCGAGCCACUUGUUAAGCCACCCCCUACGUGUCGCGUCCCCGUAUAAUCCCCAUUUGUUGUUAUCGUCCCGUCCUCGUUGCCGUUUCUUUAGUUAAUAUCGUUGCAGUUGCUGUUGUUAUCGCUGUUAUUGUUGUUGUCGUUCACGUUCUUUCGUGCCUCAUCGUCGCGGAGUGCGUGUUUACAAUUGGUCGUGGGGUUUCUUGUUUAAUUAAAUUUUUAUAUUUGGUGGUUUUGCCGGCAAGGUCGCCGAGCUCUGAGUAAGCUUGGAUCGAUCUCGAUGGCUUGAAAGGGAGCAGGACCGAGCGGUUGUAAGCUAAGCGCGCUAAUUACGAAGAAAUCGAAAUGGUGGAACUGAGUGCCAGCAACACCGGCCAGCAGCAGCAGCAGCAGCAGCAGCAGCAGCAGCAGCAACAACAACACCAGGCUGCUGGCCCAAUGGGGAUAAUGAUUGGUUUAGCUUCGGCGGCCACGUCCUCGUCGUCCUCGUCGUCAGCGGCGACUGGCGCCUCGAGUUCCUCGGUCUCGGGUCGCGCCGGGAUCCUAGAGACUCAGGUCCGCGGUCAAUGGUACCGCGUGUUUAUCUCCCUCGAGGACGACUAUCUCAGCAUCUCCCUGGACGAGAGCUGCGAUAGCACCGGGAGCUCAGCCUCGGCAACGUCCACCGGCAACGGUAUCAACGGCAACGUCAACAAUAACAAUAUCGACAGCCUGGGUGAUCCAGACGUGCCGGACUCCGUGGCCAACCAGAAGAGGACCGUACGCGUCAUUAAGAGCGACAACAACGGCUUGGGCAUAUCGAUCAAGGGCGGCAAGGAGAACAAGAUGCCCAUCCUUAUAUCGAAAAUAUUCAAGGGCAUGGCCGCUGAUGCGACCGAGCAGCUUUACGUCGGCGACGCCAUACUCGCGGUUAACGGCGAGGACCUUAGAGAGGCUACCCACGACGAGGCAGUCAAGGCGCUCAAGAGGGCUGGCAAGGUCGUCGAACUUGAAGGUGAGUUCUUAAUCGCUAUUUUAUGAGGUGGC